CGAGAAUAAGAGCCACCAUGCCAAGGAUCUAUGAGCUUGCAGCCGGAGGCACCGCUGUCGGCACGGGCUUGAAUACUAGAAUUGGCUUUGCAGAGAAGGUUGCCGCCAAAGUGGCUGCACUCACAGGUCAGCGCUGGCUUGCCUUUUGUCACAGCUCCAAAUAAAUUUGAAGCUCUGGCUGCGCACGAUGCUCUGGUUGAACUCAGCGGCGCCAUGAACACCACCGCCUGCAGUCUGAUGAAGAUCGCAAACGACAUUCGCUUUCUGGGGUCUGGUCCCCGCUCAGGUCUGGGAGAGCUGAUCUUGCCUGAAAAUGAACCAGGAAGCAGUAUCAUGCCAGGCAAGGUGAACCCGACCCAGUGUGAGGCGCUGAGCAUGGUCGCCGCCCAGGUCAUGGGCAACCACGUCGCCGUCACCGUUGGGGGCAGCAACGGCCAUUUCGAGCUGAACGUGUUCAAGCCAAUGAUGAUCAAAAAUGUGUUACACUCAGCCCGGCUGCUGGGGGACGCGGCCGUUUCCUUCACAGAAAACUGUGUCGUGGGAAUCCAGGCCAACACAGAGAGGAUCAACAAGCUGAUGAAUGAAUCCCUAAUGUUGGUGACAGCUCUUAAUCCUCAUAUAGGGUAUGACAAGGCGGCAAAGAUUGCUAAGACAGCACAUAAAAAUGGAUCAACCUUAAAGGCGACUGCUAUUGAACUUGGCUAUCUCACCGCAGAGCAGUUUGAUGAGUGGGUGAAACCUAAGGACAUGCUGGGUCCAAAGUGAUAUAAAUAAAUUUGUAAUAAAAAUAAUUAUGUUCUAUAAAAGAAAUGAAAAAGACUCCUUAUUGUUCUUAAACAGAAAUGAAUGAGUGUGCAAGGAAUCUGCUCCUGAACUUGAAUGUCUCUAGCAGAGCAACUUGGUCGAUAUAUAAAACCCCAGGAUGUGCUGGGUCCAAGGUGAAUUUGGAAAGUGUGAAAUGAAGUGAUUAUAUUGUAUAAAGUCAAAGAAAACGGACUCAUUUUUCUUUUAUGUUAAUUGACUUUAUUAUAGUCAAAUCUCAUUUCUGUGUAUGUGUGUUUAUUACUUCAUCUGUUUUAUAAAAGAGCCAUAUCAAUUUUUAAAGAGUUUUAAUUUUGUUG
Mirounga angustirostris (Northern elephant seal) is the source of this 1121-nucleotide messenger RNA. It is a transcript of the gene FH, whose product is annotated as fumarate hydratase. Lineage: Eukaryota; Metazoa; Chordata; Mammalia; Carnivora; Phocidae. Gene Ontology annotation, biological process: fumarate metabolic process; tricarboxylic acid cycle; malate metabolic process. Gene Ontology annotation, molecular function: fumarate hydratase activity. Gene Ontology annotation, cellular component: mitochondrion; tricarboxylic acid cycle heteromeric enzyme complex. Bases 214 to 765 code for a protein of 183 amino acids. The record is from RefSeq and is a predicted model, not a curated record. The transcript has 5 exons.